GAAGGCUUUUCCGAACGGACUUCUUCGCAUUCGAUCUGUUUUCAUGACAGUUUAAAUUAGCAGCGUAAUUGUUUACCUCAACAAAUUGAGUGCCGGAUUGGCUGCAGGGGGUUCUCGGUUUACGAAGCAGUUCCGGUCCUACAGCGGCGACGUACCCUGAUUUGUUCCAGGUGGAGGGAUGAGUCGCUCCCCUGUGAUUGACACAGAGGUGUCACAAACUGCAAACGGGUUAGUGACACCUCCCUCUUCGGAAAACAGUCCUCAUAUUGCGGGCUCGUCAAAAUGUGUAGUGCAUAAAGAUGACUUCCCCGAGGAGGGAUCAGAAGAUGACUGCCUCAGACACACAGAGAACCACGUGGGUGGAGAAAAGAGAGUUCAUGAUCAUCGUUGUUUGGACACAGAAAUGGAUGACGAUGUGAGAACAAGUGUUUUUUCACCACACGCCUCUCAUGAGAUGGACCUCUCACCCUCUGAGGACACAUACACAGCACACUCUGACUGCACCUUCAUCUGUCCUGCGGACUCGGGCGUUGUGCAGCCUCAGCAUCAGGGCUGGUCACAGCGAGCGCCGUCCGAACUUGCGUCUUGGAGAGGCAAUCCUGUCGCUGCAGACAUGGAUGGUGGAGAGGAGGAAAACAAGAAACAGGAUGAGGAGGAGGAGGAGAAGUGGCGGCGAAAUCAGUCCUCAAGAGAGAGAAAGGAGGUUGAGGAUGCUGUGCCCUCAGUCUUUGAACCACCACCUGCUACCGAUGCACCAACAACCCGAACAAGUGCCAGCGCGAAGCGUCUUGCAGCCAAGAACAAGAGAAAGUCUUUACGUCACUACUCCUCCUCAGCACCAGGUCCCAGCACCUCCUCCACUUCCUCCUCCCCGCCACCACCUCCUCUUCUCAGCUCCGAUGAUGUCCCCUGCCCCCCUCACGUCAUGGCCCAGGUGUGGGUCCGCAACGUCCGAGGGAUGCAGGACAGCAAAAGCCUGGAUGAGAUCAGCCAAGCCUGUGGAGGUGGAGCGGGGCCCAGGGGAGCAGGCAGAGGGGGCCAAUCCGAGGGCAGACGUGCAACAAUCUCCUCGGCCCUUGAGCUGGAGGGCACGGUUAGCCAUGAGGGAGACCUCACCAACUUCAUCACCAAGAACCUGGAGCAGAAGAUCAAGAUGAGCUCAAAGCCCAGUCUGGACUGCAGUGACUCCGACUGUUCAGGUCCCAUCUACCGUAGCCGAGGGUUGUCACGGCGACCGGCAGAUAUCCCGCCCAUUGAUCCGACUGUCCUGGUUGACCUGCAGAGGCACACGCAGGAGGUGGCACAAAGUGUGGAGAUUAUGAUGCGCAGCCUUAACGGAACCAUCCAGAAUAUGACAGCUCUGAGCGUGGGCUACAUUCAGACUUACAGAGACUCUGUGGACAGCCUGGGAGAGUCUGUGGACAUGGGUAUCAAGAGCAUGUACACGCUGAUGGCGCGAUGCGAGGAGUUGGACCGCUCCAUGCAGCCCAUCAACAUCCUGGCGGCGCAGAUCCGAGACAUCAAGCGAACCCUGGAUGCUUUGGAGGCCAUCUGCAAGUAACUCCACCUACGUUUUGUGGUGCGGACACACACAGCCCCCCAACACUAUGCACACUCCAGGAGGUCCUCUGCAAGUAAUCCCACCGUUCGCCACCGUUUACCGCUGGGGUCAUCGUUUUGCAUUACCAGGCAUGCUGGAUUGUUUGGCCCCUGUUCGUUAUUUAACGAUAAUCAUGUUUGUGUAUUGUACUUGAUUCAUUUGACCACUCCGUUCCAAGACUGUUGAAAGAUGUGGGUGUCGAUUUCCACAUUGAGGAAAAAAUGUAUCCGUCCGGUCAGCUUUGUUCAGGUUGCACUAACAUCUCUUUCCCAAAGGGGUCCUUUUGCUCCAAGGACAGUGACUUUUUUUUGGGGGGUGGGGGGCUAAAACUAAUCUAUUUUUAAUCAAAUGCAAUAAAGGCACACACAUCCUUCACUGCAGGCCAAAUGAGGGAAAGUGAGCUUCACGGAGAGCUUCUUGUAUUUAUCUUUAUUUAUUUGGUUAUGUUGCAAACUUGGGAGUACAGUAAAUUUCAUCGUGACUGAGAUGCCAAAGCGCCAUUUUGAAGAGUUUGAACAUGUUUCUUGAUUGCAACUUGAUGGACCAAUUAAAGCUAGUGAUUGAUGUUUCACUGCCCACUA
Phycodurus eques (leafy seadragon) is the source of this 2181-nucleotide messenger RNA. It is a transcript of the gene borcs6, whose product is annotated as BLOC-1 related complex subunit 6. The record is from RefSeq and is a predicted model, not a curated record. Gene Ontology annotation, cellular component: BORC complex. Bases 179 to 1561 code for a protein of 460 amino acids. NCBI's taxonomy places the organism in Eukaryota, Metazoa, Chordata, Actinopteri, Syngnathiformes, Syngnathidae. The transcript has 9 exons. Gene Ontology annotation, biological process: lysosome localization.